UAUUCAGUUCACCAAAUCUCGUUCACAAAAUAAGAUGGAAACUUGUAUCAUUAUUAGAUGUUUACUUAUCUCGUUAAUAGCGGUCGUUUUUUAUACAACAACUGCUUUUGCUCAUGCGGAAGUUGAUGAUUUUCUACUGCAACGACUUUCGGCUUUGGAAUCUAAGCAUAGAGACCUUCAAAACACGAUUGAUAUUCAGAAAAAGGAAUUACAUGAAUUAAAACGAACAUGUUCAUCCCAAGAAACUUCAAGAUACAGUCGGGCUCUGAACGGAAGUGCAGAAUAUGCUCGAAUAAGUUUCACUGCAAUUCUAAACCAUGACGUCAAUGAUCCGAACCAGCACCAAACAAUAAAAUUUAACCAGGUCAUUACCAAUGAAGGCAAUGGUUACGAUAUUCACACGGGAGUAUUUGCAUGUCCUGAAAGUGGAAUGUACCUUCUAUCUGUGUUUGCUGGUGAACGUGGCAUUGGUGGUGGAGCGUGGGUCAGUAUAAGAGUCAACAGUGUUGCAGUUGUUGAAGCGGUCGUGGAAACAUUUCAUGACAAACAAGAUCUUCAAGGAGGAAACGUUGUUUUGAAACGCCUGAAUAAAGGUGACACUGUCUGGGUAGAAGCUAUAGGUAAUCAUGACCACGUUGAACGUGCACCAACUGUGGGAAUCACAACAUUUUCUGGCGUUUACUUGUAUCCCUAAUAUUAUGCAUGAAUAAAAUCAAAUAGAAAUAUCAUAGUA
Molecule: messenger RNA, 733 nt
Organism: Mercenaria mercenaria
Lineage: Eukaryota; Metazoa; Mollusca; Bivalvia; Venerida; Veneridae
Product: complement C1q-like protein 4
Exons: 4
Coding region: 35-694 (219 amino acids)
Molecular function (GO): protein binding
Source: RefSeq, a predicted model, not a curated record